Molecule: messenger RNA, 1885 nt
Organism: Odontomachus brunneus
Lineage: Eukaryota; Metazoa; Arthropoda; Insecta; Hymenoptera; Formicidae
Gene: CCDC151
Product: protein Hook homolog 3
Exons: 10
Coding region: 272-1687 (471 amino acids)
Biological process (GO): outer dynein arm assembly; cilium movement
Cellular component (GO): cilium
Source: RefSeq, a predicted model, not a curated record
GUAUACUCGACUAUGAAGCCGGCCGGUCACUUCGCGCCGCGCUUUCUCAUUUUAUCCGCGAUACUUGCGCACGUGGACACGCCAUACGGAGCUCUGCGACGUGACAGACCGCACCAGAGGGUCAGAGGAAGGCCAACUUCGAGGAGUACGACGCGAAGAAACGCGAGAAUGCCCAGAAGAUCGUCGACCUCAAGAGGAAAGUCAAGGAACUUUACGCGAAAUACGCGAAAGUGAAAAAUGUAACGUGCGCUGCGCGAGAGAUGAAGAGGCGAUGGAGCGCGCGGCACUGUUGAGCCGCGAUUCUAUAUCUUGCGCAAGUAAACGUAAUCUGGAGGAGAUUAUAGGCACGGCGAGCGAGAAUAAUGUACGUCUAAGGAAGAAAUUGGAUCUAAUCAAGUAUCAGCGUGAAAAGCACGAAGAGACUUUGAAUACUUUGCAAACGGAAAGUAAAGAAUUGACGCACGGACGCAGUCGUAGCGUGUCCAAGAAGAAGACCGAAAAUCCGAUGAAGAAGAAGAUCGAGAGUCUGGAAGUACAGCUGGAGCACAUUCGAAUGAUGCAAAUUAAAGCGAACAUCGCGCGCAUGAAGUACCGCUCCGUCUGCUCCGAGUUGCGGGAGAAAUCGGUGUUUUACGCUUCCUCGUUGAAGGAUCUGGAGGACGCCAUCAGGCAGCAAGAGAUCGAGAUCAAGCGCUUACAGGGGGUGAAAGAGGAGGCCAUAGAGCUGAGAGACAGCACUCAGGAGACCUUGGCGAAGGAGGAGAUCGAGGAAACGAAUUCCAGCAAAAGGCGCGAUUCCGUGAUUAAGGAAUAUAGGCAGCGCGUGUCAGAGCGCAAAAUGGAACUGGAGCGGCUGGAGCGUAUGAUAUUCCACACUAGGCCGCGCGACGAUUUCGAAACACAUGAGAAAAAUGACGUGCAUGCGAAGGAGGGUAUGAUCAAGGACGAGCUGACAUGGCUGGAGGAGGCAUUCGCCAAGCUGCGGAACGCCACCGGAGUGUCCAGGUCGGAGGAAGUUCUGAACCGGUUUCUGGGUCAGCAGGCGACCAAAGACAGCCUGCAGAAAAUGCGCACCGCCACCGAGCAAGAGAAAAUGGUGCUGGAGAGGAAGAGACAGGAACUUAGUGCCGAAAUAGAGAUGAGAAAAUUCUCGGAGACAAAGAGCGCCGAACAGAAUGCAGAGGUAGUGGCGAAACUGAAUUCACAGAUUGACGAACAACGAAUUCGCAAGGAGAGAGCCGAGGCGGCGAGUCGACGAAUCGACGAGCUCCUCAACGAAGUAACCGGUACACUGCGCAAACUGUGUGAGAAGUUCCAGCAUAUUGCAGAUAGUCCUCUGCCCGAGGAUACCAAAAUGGAUGAUCCUUUAGAGAUUAUCGAAUUUUUAAACGGUAAAAUAAAAUUUGGGCUUGAUAUUUUAAGCGUUUCUGAUAAAUAUCUCGAGACAAUGGACGAAGUAUUAUUGGACAAGAUGGAAACAAUGUCGGUAACUACGACUUCGAUGGAAGGCAGAACAAUGCGUGCAAACGGGGGCCCAUUGUUUCCACGGUUUCCACCGUGCGCGACCCCGGCUGCUGCAUUGUCGGAAGACGAGGAGGAAGUGCCGUCUAGAAACGUAUUAAAGCGACAAGCACAAUUGCUCGUCGAUACCAAAAGCCGUCGCAAAGGGUUCGUCUUCAAGAGAUAAGUUGCUCGAGCAUAAGAACAAGCUAAAUCGCGUGUCGUUAAAUUCAGUCUUUCUUCAGCUUUAGGCAACAAAUGUAUAUGUGUAACUGCUUUUUGUACUUUGUUGUAAAUUAUUGUAAUAUAAUUUCUACAUUUCCUGCGUUGCACACAACAUACCGACAUUUUCGACUGUUUCGAUGCGAAUGUUUUAUAAUUAGUG